UGAAUUAAAUGCAUUUAGUAAGAAGAAGAGCAGAUGUAAACAAAAGCACGUUUUGAUAUUAGUCGAGCUCUGGGAAGGAGUUAUUCUUUUCUUCUAAGAAAAAAUCCACACAUAUAUUAAUUUACUAUACAAAGAAUAUGGGUGCUUUAGCGGAAGUUGCUGGUGACGAAAACAACGGAGAGGGUUCACGUACAUUUGUGUUCCAGGAUGAAGGCCAUACCUUGGGCAAUGCCUUAAAGACAAUUAUUAGUCGUUAUCCCGAUGUUGAUUUCUGUGGCUAUACAAUACCCCAUCCCACCGAGAAUAAGUUACACUUUCGCAUCCAAUCUUCACAGGGUAGAGCCAUUGACAUACUGAAACGUGGCCUAGAAGAUUUGGAAAAGAUCUGUGAUCAUACCAUCGAUACAUUUGAAAAAGAAGUUAAACAAUUUAAAGUACCAGUUACGUAAAUACUUUAGUAUGUCUUUUUACAAAAUUUAUUUCAUAAAUAAAUUAGUUUUAUAAAUUUAAAUUAAGCUAAACAA
Messenger RNA from Musca domestica (house fly), 524 nucleotides. It is a transcript of the gene l(2)37Cg, whose product is annotated as probable DNA-directed RNA polymerases I and III subunit RPAC2. The transcript has 2 exons. Lineage: Eukaryota; Metazoa; Arthropoda; Insecta; Diptera; Muscidae. Gene Ontology annotation, molecular function: DNA binding; protein dimerization activity; DNA-directed RNA polymerase activity. The record is from RefSeq and is a predicted model, not a curated record. The coding region runs from base 138 to 449 and encodes 103 amino acids. Gene Ontology annotation, biological process: DNA-templated transcription. Gene Ontology annotation, cellular component: RNA polymerase I complex; RNA polymerase III complex.